AUGUCCACGAGUGCUCUCGAACCCACCACUGACUCCGAGGAUGACUGGGAGGAAGUCGUGGUCCCCGACGAAGACAAGAACCUCGAAAUCACUAUAUCACCCGUCGCAACCCAGGACAAGUCAAAACUUCGGAUAUCUAACGCAGAACGUCUGCUCCGAAUCAACUGCCAUAAACUACACACACUCACUCUAUUAACUAAUGCGUGGAUUCGGAACAAAUGGAUAAACGACGAGUUGCUACAGGCGCGGCUGGUGUCUUUGACGCCAAUGUCGCUUCAAACGGCGUUCGCAAUGAUACACAAGUCUCGGAUACCAGAUGUUGGAAAGCGAGGACGGAUGUUCGAAGCUGCUCUCCGCAAUCUCACUGAGUGGUGGUCGACAAGCUUUUUCGAGGUCACCUCCGACGGACACCUCAGAAAUCGCACGUUCGACACUGUUCGGAAGUUAAUGGGCGAUGACGACGAAUGGGAUGUAGAUUCGCUCCGGGAAAUCCUUGAGGACGACGGUGAAACCAUCCGCGGCCCCAAAAGCCUGAUGAAAUACACCUUGAAGCAGCGUGGCACUCGCGAUACCAGCGCGCAACUGUUUACUGCUCUCUGUCGUGGCCUCGGUAUCCCUGCACGCUUGGUCGUCAGUCUUCAAUGCGUCCCAUGGCAGACGCCAAAAGCGACAUACAAAGGGAAAGGGAAAGGGAAAGCUCAGGAGGUGUCUGAUCCCAAGGGAAAGGGCAAAGCAAGGACCGGCGUCCACUCGUUUCCUGGGACAGGACAACGCUUGGAUGGCAGCACAAGCAUCUCAGCAGCGGAACACGCGAAAGGAAAGGCACCCGUCAAGUUACGCAAAACGAAGGACAAGGGAAAUGUCCUUGGUAAUGCUAGCAGUAGUACCAACAGGGCAUCAUCUCCUCCAUCUUAUUCUCUUGAUCCCACCACAACACCGCCGGUCUUCUGGACCGAAGUGUUCUCGCGACCAGAUGCGCGUUGGUUUCCUAUCGAUCCUAUCCGCAAUAGCGUCAAUCAGCCAAAAGACUUCGAUCCGGCCAACGGCGACGCUGUAACCGCUAAACGUGUGCAAACGGAAAACCGAAUGGUUUAUGUGCUUGCGUUCGAGGACGACGGUUUUGCGCGGGAUGUCACAAGACGAUAUGCACGCCGCUUUGCAGAGCGUGUGGUGAAAAUGCAAGGUGCCCGUCAGGCCGCGUGGUGGGCAAGGGUUGUUGAGGGGAUUACAAGACCAUAUCGUCUGAACAGAGACGAUAUAGAAGAUGCGGAGCUUGAUACGGUACAAUUGCUUGAAGGCAUGCCUUCAACGAUUACUGGUUUCAAAGACCAUCCGAUCUAUGUGCUAACGCGCCAUCUAACCCAGACCCAGACUAUCCAUCCACCACCGCCAUCAACCAAAGAGCUUGGGAAAUUUCGGGGAGAGCCGGUGUAUCCGCGUUCUGCAGUUGUCUCCCUCAAAUCGGCAGAGAGCUGGUUGCGGACUUCCGGCCGACGCAUCAGAGAGGGUGAGCAGCCAUUGAAGCUUGUCAAAGCACGAACAGCGACACUGGGACGACAGCGCGAGAUCGCUGUCCUCAAGGAUGGCCUCCGGACCGCUGGAGAAGAGGAGCAAGGCGAAGUUAUGACGGGGCUCUAUGCCUUCUCCCAGACGGAGCUCUAUGUGCCUGAUCCUGUUGUCGAUGGCGUUAUACCAAAGAACAAUUUUGGCAAUAUCGAUCUUUAUGUACCUUCCAUGCUUCCCGCUGGAGCGGUGCAUAUCCCUUAUAAGGGAACUGCCAAGAUAGCAAAGCAGCUCGGAUUUGAUUAUGCAGAAGCAGUUACUGGGUUCGAAUUUCGGAGCCGUAGGGCCACACCUAUCAUUGUUGGGAUCGUUGUUGCUACCGAUAACGAAGGGACGAUAUUGGAGGCAUACUGGGAGGCUGAGCAAGACGCUGCGGCGAAAGCGCGUGCCAAGAGGCGAGACCGCGUGCUGAAACGGUGGAUUAGACUUGUUCAUGGGCUGCGCAUUCGGCAAAGCUUACAAGAGGAGUACAAGGAUCGACCGCGACCUACUGGUGAUGCAGGAGAAGCAUGUUAUUUCCAUUGGCUCGAUAUGGAGAUCCGACCGGGUCUGGCUGGCGGCGGCGGCUUUCUGGAAGGCGCUGAUGCUGUCGUUCACGCAUUCCACCUACCAAAAGCAUAUCUCCCGGCCGCAGACGAGAGUGAAAACCGUGACCAACACAUGUCCAAUGGAAACAGCGACGAGGCUGAGGAGCCCCCCGCUCUCGACCUCGAGACGAUGGAUGUGGAUCCGGCGGAGGCUGCGGCCCCGGCUUCGACCGGGCCGAGUGCGCCGACCCGGGUCCCGAAGACGAUGGCGGAGCUCGCGGAAGAGACCGCUGCCAAGCUCAAAAUUGAGCUUGAACGAGAUACGAUCGGGGGGGAGGAGUUCCCGGUGGUGGAUUACCCAGCAAUUGUGCCAGAAACGACGAAGGCGGGCCGCAAGACGCAGCCGAAGAGGACUCCAACGGGGAAGUCGGGCGGCGCAAGGGCAAGGGCGAAGGGCCAAGCAAGAGCUCCUGCGAGACGCUCGUCUACGCGGAAGCGACAGCGGGGAGGUGGUAGCGAAUCGGAUGAGGCAGAAGCAGAAUAUGGUGAAAGUGACGCGAGCGAUGCGGCCUCGCCUGCAAAAAGGGUGAAGACAGUCGUUCCUCUGCCUACUAGGACACUGCGGCCGCGGAGAGUGAGCACCAAGGUGUCCGUUAACUAUGAUGAGACAGGCGGUAGUGAGGAGGAGGAAUGA
Molecule: messenger RNA, 2784 nt
Organism: Mycena indigotica
Lineage: Eukaryota; Fungi; Basidiomycota; Agaricomycetes; Agaricales; Mycenaceae
Exons: 10
Coding region: 1-2784 (927 amino acids)
Biological process (GO): mismatch repair; nucleotide-excision repair
Cellular component (GO): nucleus; cytoplasm; nucleotide-excision repair factor 2 complex
Molecular function (GO): single-stranded DNA binding; damaged DNA binding
Source: RefSeq, a predicted model, not a curated record